Molecule: messenger RNA, 4434 nt
Organism: Talpa occidentalis (Iberian mole)
Lineage: Eukaryota; Metazoa; Chordata; Mammalia; Eulipotyphla; Talpidae
Gene: LIG1
Product: DNA ligase 1
Exons: 28
Coding region: 1492-4248 (918 amino acids)
Biological process (GO): DNA recombination; lagging strand elongation; DNA repair
Cellular component (GO): mitochondrion; nucleus
Molecular function (GO): DNA binding; DNA ligase (ATP) activity; ATP binding
Source: RefSeq, a predicted model, not a curated record
GGUCCUUCUGCCUGCUUUGCUCCCCGCUCUGGCUCUGGUGAAUUCUCUCACCCUCCCGUGCUUCUGACUGUACCCAGUGCUUGUAUAAAUAAAUAAAUAAAUAAAUCUUUAAAAAAAAAACCCGCACCGCAGAGGCUGGAGACAGCCCCACAGCACAGCGCCCAACCCGCUGCGCCACCGUGGAGGCCCGAACCCUCAAUUCUUUAGGAAUGUUUCCAUUAUCCUGGUUUUUGUGGAACCGAGCAUAAGUAUUCUUAGCCAUUGCUUUGUCAUUUUGUGUGUAACUGCCAUUUUAGAAUUUCAGGUCUUGCAGGUCUUGCUGUCCCGGGAAAAGACUGCAUUCCAGAGAUAGUUUGGACCCUCACUCCACCCUUACUCUCUGGUCACCAAUGAGGAUGAACUUGCUGUAAUUGGAGCUGCAGGUUGGAGCUGCAUCUUGGCCUGGCCAGUCAGCUUAGAAUGAUAGCCUGGCAAAGUUGGAGAACGCAUCCUUGUAGCCAAUGAGUAACUGCCAGCAUAAUUUAACCUUAUUAAAAGACCCCUGCUUCCUUUGUUCGGGGCUCUCGGUAUCUGCCACUGCGUUGGUAGGUGCCUUGAACCCGGACUCGAGUCUGAAAUAAACUCCCUUUUGUGUUUGCAUCAGCUGUCUUUGGGUUCUUGGAGGCUAUGCUCGCCGAGUCGGCUGACCUUGGGCACAACAGUUUUCAGUAAACAAAGACUUGUGUAUAUAUUGCUUUUAGGUCCUGCAGUCAUUAUCACUGAACAAAAUAGAUAAAUUCCAUCUAGAUGAAACUUACACUUUAGCCCUCACCGCUAAAUGCAGUGGCCACUAGUCAUGUGUAGCUCAUAACAUUUAAAUAAAUUAGAAAUACACAAAAAAAUUAGCUCUUUGGUUGCACUAGCUGCAUUUCAGAUGCUCCUGAAGAGGGUUCCUAGACCCAGUGCAAUGUGGGUGUGUGGGUGCCCUAGAAUUCAAAUUGACUCAGACACUGUCUACCAGAAGAGAGCUUCUGAUCCCAUGAUUAAAAGGCUCCAUCUCCCAAGACCACCCUCCGCUUCAGAGGCCAGCGGCAAGCCCAGGCUCUCACCUGUGUUUCCAGUGACAGGGUACAGAUCCUCCUUAGACUUCAGGUGCCAGUUUGCAGCAUUUAGACCAACUAGCUCUAAAGAAGAGGGUUCCCAAAACCCCCUUCUCAGGUUUGACUAAGUCGCUAGAGCGACUGAAGAGAACUCAGGAACAGCCUGCUGAAAGAGGGGCGUAGGGCGGGGCGAGGUAUGGAGAAAGACGAGCAGCACCUUGCCCUCUGUAGGUGGAUCACUCAGCCAGCACUUCCUCCGUUUACCCGCCCGGAAGCUCUCUGCAGCUCUCUUCUAGGGUUUUUAUCAAGGCUUCAUCAGUGUCUUGAUGGAAGAACUCCUUAGCUAUUGGUACAGCUAACAGGAGAAGAAAAGACGAGGGGAAGGGAGGGGUCUGACGCCAUCAUCGCCAUCAUGCAGCGAAGUAUCAUGUCAUUUUUCCAACCCAAGAAAGAGGGCAAAGCGAUGAAGCCAGAGAAGGAGACAUCCAACAGUACCAGAGAGCCAGAGCCCCCUCCAAAAGUGGCACUGAAGGAGCGGAAUGGAGUGGUACCUGAGAAUGACUCACCAGUCAAGAGGCCAAGGAGGAAGUUAGCUCGGGUCCUGGGCAGCGAAGGAGAAGACGAGGAGGAAGCCCGCACGCCCCCCAAAGUCCUGAAACUUGCCCCCGACUCCCCGCCAGUGUCCCCUCCCAGUCCUGUCACCUUUCCUGAUAGCAACUCUUCCCCCUCGGAUACCUCUGCUAUGGGCAUCUCCCCAUCUGGGAUCCCUAAGCGUCGCACAGCCCGGAAACAACUUCCUAAACGGUCAAUUCAAGAUGUCCUAGAAGAUCAGAGCCAGGACAAGGAGAGAGAUGCCAAGAAGAGAAAGGAGGAGGAGAAAGAAACAGACCCCCCAACAGAAAGCCUCCAGCAUCCUGAAGUGACAAGAAAGAAGGGAGCAGAAGAGGAGCACCAGCCCACACCACCCCCUGAGCCCUCAAAGGCCGCCAAAACAGAGCCUCUGGCAGAAAGCAUCUCAGAGCCUGAGGUGGCGAUGAAGCAAGAACCAAGGGAGGAAGCCCAGGCGCCCCCUGCCUCGAGAGCUCCCAAGACUCUCAGCAGCUUCUUCACCCCCCGGAAGCCAGCAGUGAAAAAAGAAGCAAAAGAAGAGGGAUCUGGUACGCCAAGAAAGGAGGAAGCCAAGGGACCCUUGGACCCAGCCAGCUACAAUCCUGCUAAGAACAACUACCACCCUGUGGAGGAUGCCUGCUGGCUGCCAGGCCGGAAGGUACCUUACCUGGCCGUGGCCCGGACAUUUGAGAAGAUCGAGGAGGUUUCUGCUCGGCUGCGGAUGGUGGAGACACUGAGCAACUUGCUACGCUCGGUGGUGGCCCUCUCCCCUCCGGAUCUCCUCCCCAUCCUCUAUCUCAGCCUCAAUCGCCUGGGGCCACCCCAGGAGGGCCUGGAACUUGGUGUGGGGGACGGCGUCCUUCUCAAGGCAGUGGCCCAGGCCACAGGUCGGCAACUUGACUCAGUCCGGGCAGAGGCUGCAGAGAAGGGUGACGUAGGGCUGGUGGCCGAGAACAGCCGCAGUACUCAGAGACUCAUGCUGCCCCCGCCCCCACUCAGUGCCGCUGGGGUCUUCACUAAGUUCCAGGACAUCGCCCGGCUCUCUGGCCAUGCUUCUACAACCAAGAAGAUGGACGUCAUCAAAGGCCUCUUUGUUGCCUGCCGCCACUCCGAAGCCCGCUACAUUGCCAGAGCCCUGAGUGGACGGCUGCGCCUUGGGCUGGCAGAACAAUCCGUGCUGGCCGCCCUGGCCCAGGCUGUGAGCCUCACGCCCCCAGGCCAAGAAUUCCCACCAGCCGUGGUGGAUGCUGGGAAGGGCAAGACUGCAGAGACCAGAAAGACGUGGCUGGAGGAACAGGGCAUGAUUCUGAAGCAGACAUUCUGCGAGGUACCUGACCUGGACCGGAUUGUCCCGGUUCUGCUGGAGCAUGGCCUGGACCACCUCCCAGAGCACUGCAGGCUGAGCCCAGGGAUCCCCCUGAAACCAAUGUUGGCUCACCCUACCCGGGGUGUCAGUGAGGUGCUGAAACGCUUUGAGGAAGCAGCUUUCACCUGCGAGUACAAAUAUGACGGGCAGAGGGCACAGAUCCAUGUUCUGGAAGGCGGGGAGGUGAAGAUCUUCAGCAGGAACCAGGAAGACAAUACUGGGAAGUACCCUGACAUCAUCAGCCGCAUCCCCAAGAUUAAACUCCCGUCAGUCACAUCCUUCAUCCUGGAUGCUGAGGCUGUGGCUUGGGACCGGGAAAAGAAGCAGAUCCAGCCAUUCCAAGUGCUUACCACCCGCAAACGCAAGGAGGUGGACGCUGCAGAGAUCCAGGUGCAAGUGUGUCUGUACGCCUUUGACCUCAUCUACCUCAAUGGAGAGAGCCUGGUCCGAGAGCCCUUUUCCCGACGCCGCCAGCUGCUUCGGGACAACUUUGUGGAGACAGAGGGUGAGUUUGUCUUCGCCACCUCCCUGGACACUAAGGACACGGACCAGAUCGCUGAGUUUCUGGAGCAGUCAGUGAAAGACUCCUGCGAGGGGCUGAUGGUAAAAACCCUGGAUGUCGAUGCCACCUAUGAGAUUGCCAAGAGGUCGCACAACUGGCUCAAGCUGAAGAAGGACUACCUCGAAGGUGUGGGUGACACCCUGGACCUCGUGGUGAUCGGCGCAUACCUGGGCCGGGGGAAGCGGGCUGGCCGCUAUGGGGGUUUCCUGCUGGCCUCCUAUGAUGAGGAGAGUGAGGAGCUUCAGGCCAUAUGCAAGCUUGGCACUGGCUUCAGUGACGAGCAGCUGGAAGAACAUCACCAGAGCCUGCAGGCCCUGGUGCUGUCUGGGCCCCGCUCCUAUGUACGGGCCGAUGGCGCCGUGGCCCCGGACCAUUGGCUGGAGCCCAGUGCCGUGUGGGAGGUGAAGUGUGCCGACCUCUCCCUGUCCCCCAUCUACCCAGCUGCCCGCGGCCUGGUGGAUAGUGAGAAGGGGAUCUCCCUUCGCUUCCCUCGAUUUAUUCGUGUCCGUGAAGACAAGAAGCCAGAGGAGGCCACUUCCAGUGCCCAGGUGGCCUGUCUGUACAGGAAGCAGAGUCAGAUUCAGAACCAGCAAGGCGAGGACCUUGACUCCGAAGGGGAGGAUUUCUACUGACCCUGCCCCCUGCCAGGAGAGCACAGCAGAAGAGCCUGGGGGUCUUCUCUCUGGUGCUCAGCAAAUCGCUGUCCAGUCCACUGGGUUUGGGAAGUCAGGUGUGUGUGUGUGUGUGUGUUUGUGUGUCUGUAAGGGGGUGGAAUUCUGCUGCUUGGUUAUUUUCAAUAAAUAAUUAUUGAGUACCUA